Raphanus sativus (radish) is the source of this 2140-nucleotide messenger RNA. Its product is annotated as MACPF domain-containing protein NSL1. Gene Ontology annotation, biological process: plant-type hypersensitive response; regulation of salicylic acid mediated signaling pathway. The record is from RefSeq and is a predicted model, not a curated record. Bases 101 to 1924 code for a protein of 607 amino acids. Lineage: Eukaryota; Viridiplantae; Streptophyta; Magnoliopsida; Brassicales; Brassicaceae. Gene Ontology annotation, cellular component: plasma membrane. The transcript is spliced from 8 exons.
UGCUAAGCGUUGACCAUUCUAUAGUCUCUUCGCUCCUCCUCUUCUUCUUCUUCAACAGUCGCCCCAACCUUUUGAAAUUUCUUUCUUGGUUCGUCAACCGAUGGCUUCCAAUAACGCCCGGUUCGAUGCUCAAUCCGCCGCCGAGAAAGCAGUAUCGGUGAUCGGAUUAGGCUACGAUCUCACCUCCGAUAUCCGUCUCUCCGCUUGUAAAUCCACACCCGACGGAUCCAGCCUUCUCAAAAUUGACCCGACAGGGAACAGAGACCUGUUUUUCCCCGGAGGGAUGGUCGUCAACAACGUCUCGAGCUCCAUCAAGUGCGAUAAAGGCGAACGCACUCGUCUCCGCUCCGAUUUGCUGUCUUUUAACCAGAUGUCGGAGAAAUUCAAUCAAGAUAUGUCUCUGUUGGGGAAGAUUCCAUCGGGGAUGUUUAAUGCCAUGUUCGAAUUAAGACAAGGUUGGCAAAAAGAUGCGAACUCUGUGAAGACGCUUGCUUAUGAUGGUUGGUUUAUCAGCUUGUUCCGUGUAGCUCUAGUUAGGGAGUCGCAGUUGACACUUCGUGAUGAAGUGAAGCGUGAGGUUCCUUCUUCUUGGGACUCUGCUGCACUUGCUGGGUUCAUUGAAAAGUAUGGUACUCAUAUAGUUGCUGGAGUUGUUAUGGGAGGCAAAGAUGUUCUUUACACGAAGCAGCUGCGUAACUCGACUCAUGAUCCUGAUCAAGUCCAGCAACAGCUGAAGCAAUUGUGUAACAAAAGGUUUCGAGCUGAAAGUAUCUCUCCUGUUACUGGUAAUGACCCAGAGGAGCCUAUCCAGUUGGGGUUGCAUUCACAGUUUGGUUCCUCUCUUAGUCGUCCUGUUAUUGUGCACUCCAAGGACGAGGACAUCGUGAGCAUUUGUGUAAGAAGAGGAGGUGUUGAUAUGGGACAAAGUCAUGAUCGUUGGCUCUCAACCAUAUCACAAUCGCCCAACGCCAUAUCUAUGUGCUUUGUUCCCAUAACUUCACUCUUGAGUGGUCUCCCAGGAACAGGAUUUCUUACUCAUGCAAUGAACUUAUACCUUAGAUAUAAGCCACCAAUGGAAGAGUUACACCAGUUUCUUGAGUUUCAACUUCCGCGCCAAUGGGCUCCGGUGUAUGGAGAUCUCCCUCUUGGACUACGCUGCAGAAAACAAAGUUCCCCUUCACUUCAGUUCUCUUUGAUGGGUCCAAAACUAUAUGUCAGCACAACAAAGGUUGAUUCUGGUGAGCGACCAGUAACGGGACUACGUUUAUUCAUGGAGGGGAAGAAAGGUGAUCAUCUAGCAAUCCAUCUGCAGCACCUCUCUAUGAGUCCCCCAAGUCUCCACCUCUCACACGAUGACACCUAUGAACCCAUCGAUGAACCAUCAGAGAAGGGAUAUUAUGAAGCUGUGAAAUGGGGAAUAUUCUCACACGUAUGCACCUUCCCGGUUCAGUACAACGGAGCACGGUCUGAUGACGCAACCUCUAUUGUAACCAAAGCCUGGUUAGAAGUCAAAGGUAUUGGGAUGAGGAAAGUUCUGUUUUUAAGGCUCGGUUUCUCACUAGUUGCUUCAGCUAUUACACGUAAAUCUGUCUGGGAGAAUCUCUCAUCCGACGCACGCAAGUCUGGUAUUUUCUCGAUGAUUAGUACAAGACUAAGCGGGGGAUUAAGUUCAACCGCGACAACAACGGAGAAGCCAGUGUCUAAGAUUUAUAUAAACUCGGCGGUUUAUCCUAAAGGGCCAUCACCGCCUGUGAAACCGAAGCUUCUGAGUCUUGUUGACACGAAGGAGGUGGUGAGAGGUCCGGAAGUACCACCUGGAUAUUGGGUUGUAAGUGGGGCUAAGCUUUGUGUAGAGGGAGGCAAGAUCUCAAUCAAAGCUAAGUAUUCUCUGCUCACUGUUGUCUCGGAAGACUCGCUAGUCUGAGAGAUUCAUUCAGUUCCAAGGACAGGGAGGGAAACACAAGUUAGUUUGUCCUGUUGUAUUUUUUGCAGGUUUCAGUUUGUGAUUAGCUUUGAGGUGAUCUGAUUAGAUGUUUUUUUUUUGUGGUUGUGAAAAUAUUUAUUUAUAUGUUUAUGUAAAUGCAUAUUGGAAUUGCUCAAGUUACUUUUCUACAAUAUAGUAGUAAUACUUGUUUGUGUA